Messenger RNA from Penicillium malachiteum, 630 nucleotides. RefSeq lists its product as uncharacterized. The coding region runs from base 1 to 630 and encodes 209 amino acids. Lineage: Eukaryota; Fungi; Ascomycota; Eurotiomycetes; Eurotiales; Aspergillaceae. The record is from RefSeq and is a predicted model, not a curated record. The transcript has a single exon.
AUGAUGAGAGGUAGACACGUAGAAGCCCCUCGUCAUCCCUUGGGGCUUCGCUGCGAACAAAUUGCAGAAUUCGAAAGACUUCUCUGGGUAGAACCAGAUUACAACAAGGAGUCACCCGCCGAGUACACAGUCAAAUACGACAGCGAUGACUCCACCCUUAUCACCGUAACAGGAAAGAAAUAUGGCGACAGACGAGUCCGCGAAUUCCGCGAUUCAUCCGGUCUCCCCAUGUUCGAAACACAGCGUGUUAGGCCCGCGAUAAGAUGGCUGAAGCCAUGGCGGGUACACUUGCCCGGGAAUGACGAGGAUCUUGCGGAAAUCAAAUUAAAGUGGAAGCCCUGUGAUUUCGAUAUCACUUUUCGCAAUGUGAUGGCGGAAGAUGCGAAGAAAGAAGAAGAUAAAUUGGCCACUGUCCAAGUUCGACGCACUUCACCUGCGCUAUGUACAUUUGCGGUCUAUGCGGAGGAUCGCAAGGUCGUGGAUAUACGUGAAAGUGUUAUCUUGAACAGAACGGUUUCAAUAACGGGGAAUAUGACCCGAGUUAGUAGCUCGAGUCAUCAACCAACGCGAGCGAUAAUGGAUGUUCUGGUCGCAGAGGACUUUGAUCUCUCGCUAGUGAGUCUGAACUGA